CCCAACAACCACCACCACCACUGUGGCUUCUACUACGGCAAUUAAAACUGCAGGUCCUACAACAACAACCACAAUUGCUGCUCCUACAAUGACUACAACUGCAGCAUCUACAAGUACAACCACAAUUGUACUUCCUACCUUGACAACGACAACUGCAACUUUUACCUCAACUUCUAUGGCUUCAGUGACAGCAACAACUAGAUUUGGCACAGUGAUGUUUUUUGUUAGACUGAUGUUCCAGCUCAACACACCAGUCCCCACUAAGGAUGAUGUCCUUGGUGCCGUCGACAAGCAACUGUAUCGUCAAUUCAACAAUCAGACGAACACUCAAACCACCUUCCAGAAUGGAACUUAUAUCAAACUUACAGAUACUUCAUUUGCCGUCGAUCUUGGUUUCAAAAUAACCAAUGUAACCAUGGAGUCGCAAAGCAAUAGCCUCACUUUCACCAAUGAGACCUACAGCCAGAUAGAGGAUUCAAUUAACAGCCUACUCCAUGAUAUUCUUUGUAAACCAGACGGCAAACAGUUUGACUUUCCCAAACCCAACUUCACUACUGUUGGCACUCAAAUCAGGGCAGACGUGAUGUAUGUAUACAAAAAGGAAGACAUCAACCUCCCUAGUGCUUUUCUAGAGGAAGUCUUAAAAGUCUCAGGUCUCCUGCCAACCACUGUUGCCCCAACAACCACCACCACCACUGUGGCUUCUACUACGGCAAUUAAAACUGCAGGUCCUACAACAACAACCACAAUUGCUGCUCCUACAAUGACUACAACUGCAGCAUCUACAAGUACAACCACAAUUGUACUUCCUACCUUGACAACGACAACUGCAACUUUUACCUCAACUUCUAUGGCUUCAGUGACAGCAACAACUAGAUUUGGCACAGUGAUGUUUUUUGUUAGACUGAUGUUCCAGCUCAACACACCAGUCCCCACUAAGGAUGAUGUCCUUGGUGUCGUCGACAAGCAACUGUAUCUUCAAUUCAACAAUCAGACGAACACUCAAACCACCUUCCAGAAUGGAACUUAUAUCAAACUUACAGAUACUUCAUUUGCCGUCGAUCUUGGUUUCAAAAUAACCAAUGUAACCAUGGAGUCGCAAAGCAAUAGCCUCACUUUCACCAAUGAGACCUACAGCCAGAUAGAGGAUUCAAUUAACAGCCUACUCCGUGCUAUUCUUUGUAAACCAGACAGCAAACAGUUUGACUUUCCCAAGCCCGACUUCACUACUGUUGGCACUCAAAUCAGGGCAGACGUGAUGUAUGUAUACAAAAAGGAAGACAUCAACCUCCCUAGUGCUUUUCUAGAGGAAGUCUUAAAAGUCUCAGGUCUCCUGCCAACCACUGUUGCCCCAACAACCACCACCACCACUGUGGCUUCUACUACGGCAAUUAAAACUGCAGGUCCUACAACAACAACCACAACUGCUGCUCCUACAAUGACUACAACUGCAGCAUCUACAAGUACAACCACAAUUGUACUUCCUACCUUGACAACGAUAACUGCAACUUUUACCUCAACUUCUAUGGCUUCAGUGACAUCAACAACUAGAUUUGGAACAGUGGUGGUUUUUGUUAGACUGAUGUUCCAGCUCAACACACCAGUCCCCACUGAGGAUGAUGUCCUUGGUGCCUUCAACAAACAACUGUAUCAUCAAUUCAACAAUCAGACAAACACUCAAACCACCUUCCAGAAUGGAACUUAUAUCAAACUUACAGAUACUUCAUUUGCCAUCGAUCUUGGUUUCAAAAUAACCAAUGUAACCAUGGAGUCGCGAAGUAAUAGAAUCACAUUCACCAGUGAGACCUACAGCCAGAUACAGGAUUCAAUUAACAGCCUACUCCGUGCUAUUCUUUGUAAACCAGACAGCAAACAGUUUGACUUUCCCAAGCCCGACUUCACUACUGUUGGCACUCAAAUCAGGGCAGACGUGAUGUAUUUAUACAAAGAGGGAGAAAUCAACCUCCCUAGUGCUAUUCUAGAGGAAGUCUUAAAAGUCUCAGGUCUCCUGACAACCACUGUUGCCCCAACAACUACCAGCACCACACCACUGCUUACCGUUUUGCUGACCACUCCUUUCAAUACCACAAGUGGUGGAGGUUUUCCUGGCUGGGCUCUGGCCAUUAUCAUCCCUUGUGGCAUCGCUAUCAUUCUGGUACCACUGUGGAUCCUGCUUUGUUGCAUGCUGUGUGGCUGCUGUGCAGCUGUAAGGAGACGCUGGCACAGACGUAGAUCUUACAAUGUACAGUACACCACCAGAAACGGCCUCUUCUGAGGUGACAACACUAACAUCUGUGGGCAACUGUCAUCACAAGAACAGCCAAUCAUCUAUAUCUGCUAAUCACGGGACUUUAAUGCAUGGAAAAUCACUUGUGACUACACACCAUUGCAUCUGAGAAGAUCAAGUGUGGACUUCCAUAUAUUUUUAUCAUAAAAAGAAAAUUGAUAAUAGGCAACAUGUUUUUUGUGCAAUGUACUACCUUUUAUAUAAUGCAUCUGGUUGUUAAUCAACGUUACAGCUGAGCUGAACAAAGUAUGUUUAUAUAUUUAUUAACUAUGUCAUGUGUGGUUUCAAGCUGUGCUGUCCACUGACUAAAACGGUUAUCACUUAUUUAUUUAAUGUAUAAUAAGCUUCAUUACAAUAAUAUUUUUUGUUGUUUUGUUAUUUCCUCUCUUGAUUAACUAUGAACUAAUUUAUUUUAAAAUCUGCAAUACAGUACUUGUUACUUCAUCUUACAGUUUGACAAAUGUAAUAAAAAUACUUUAUGAAUGGGUUUGACUGCAUGGUGAUUACAGACAGCACAUCUACACAUCAAAAGUAGUCAAAAUUGUCCGACCUGGCACCUUAAA
Coregonus clupeaformis (lake whitefish) is the source of this 2850-nucleotide messenger RNA. RefSeq names its product mucin-5AC-like. NCBI's taxonomy places the organism in Eukaryota, Metazoa, Chordata, Actinopteri, Salmoniformes, Salmonidae. The record is from RefSeq and is a predicted model, not a curated record. The transcript is spliced from 17 exons. Bases 89 to 2275 code for a protein of 728 amino acids.